Messenger RNA from Hyaloscypha bicolor E, 698 nucleotides. RefSeq names its product autophagy protein 16. Lineage: Eukaryota; Fungi; Ascomycota; Leotiomycetes; Helotiales; Hyaloscyphaceae. The record is from RefSeq and is a predicted model, not a curated record. The transcript has 4 exons. Bases 54 to 650 code for a protein of 198 amino acids.
GCCUUUCGAGAAAUGCGGAUUUCAGUCAGUACUCAUUGCCUGCAUGACAGAAAAUGACUUCAUGGCGGGAUGACUAUAUCCAAGCUCUUCAGGACAGAGACCAACGCGAGAGGUCCAGUUAUCAAAAGGUUGACGACGACUUGAUAGCUGCUAUCACAAACCUUCUAGACCGUACGGCCGCUCUCGAGGCCGAGAAAGCUGCGAAUCCCUCCUCUUCCGACCCCAAGGCCAAGGAAACGACAAUAACAAACACAGCAAGCAACGGGGCGGCUCAGAUUCGGGGUGAAUUGGCUGAAGCUUUGCGGUCCAACGGACAACUCCAAGCCCGAACAAAGGCUGCCGAAGCUGAAUUAGUCAAACUGAAGGCAAAAAGUAAAUCAGAUAGGAAGCUUAUUGAGGAUCUCUCCAAGGAACGCGCCUUUCUCAACCAGAAGCUCAAAGACCGGGACGAGGAACUGAGGGGGAAAACGAAACUAUUGGAUGAUGUUCAUGACGAAGUCAUCUCCUUGAACCUGCAGCUUAACAUGUCCGAGCAAAGAGUCAAGGACCUGAGAGCGGAGAAUAAAGAAUUGAUCGAUCGAUGGAUGGCCUAUAAGGGCCAGGAGGCAGAAGAAAUGAACAAAACACUACAGGAGUUGAAUGAGGAAUAAGAUCGUCGACGUUCCACAUAUUUCAUGCCAGGUCACUCGAAUUUUUAC